This is a messenger RNA of Aspergillus versicolor CBS 583.65, 1510 nucleotides long. RefSeq names its product alpha/beta hydrolase family protein. Lineage: Eukaryota; Fungi; Ascomycota; Eurotiomycetes; Eurotiales; Aspergillaceae. The coding region runs from base 148 to 1374 and encodes 408 amino acids. The transcript has a single exon. The record is from RefSeq and is a predicted model, not a curated record.
CUCGAGAGCGCUCUAUGGUCUCCGUAUGCAGCAUAGGUCGGACCGAAUUGAAUCGGGCCGACUCGGUUCAUCGAAUGCACAUGUCGAAGGAAGACUUUAAAUCAACCAUCCACCAUCCACCCCAGGUUUCCAGUAGAAACAAGCACAAUGCUCAUAAACCACUUCUUCCCAUCCAACGAGUGCUUCAGCUACGAAGUGCUGCGCGCCGCCGGGUACGCAAACUACGGUGGCGCCGAUCUCGGCGAAAUCAUCGCCAUCACGUCCCGAAUCCGCGCUGGGAACGAGGACGACUGGAUACGCGAAUGGAAACGCGCAGCAGAACGAGCAGUCGCCAAUGCAGAAAUAUCAGAGUCAGCGGGGAAUAGAGUCAGUGCUCACGAGGCGUAUCUGCGCGCAUCGAACUACUACCGCACGGCGGAGUUCUUUCGCAGAGAGAAUGUCGACGAGGAUGAGAUUGCACGUCUGAUGUAUGAGCGGUCGGAAAAUGCAUUCGACAAGGCUAUGAAAUUGUCUGCGUAUGAGUACCAGUCGAUUCGGAUUCCUUACGAAGGCACGACGCUCCCUGGGUAUUUCGUCGCCCUUGAUAAUUCAAAGAAACCGCGACGAACUGUCAUUUUCAACGGUGGAUAUGACUCGACCAUGAGCGAAGCAUGGUUUGCCAUUGGAGCGGCAGCCCUGUUACGGGGUUAUAACUUUCUGGCCUUUGAUGGUCCAGGGCAGGGUGCUGCAGUCAGAUUCGAGCGCCUGUUCUUCCGUCCGGACUGGGAGAAGGUAUUGACACCGGUCAUCGACUACGCCUUGAGCCGGCAGGAUGUUGAUGGCAAAGCCAUCGUUGUCUUUGGAUGGAGUAUGGGCGGGUACCUGGUUGCUCGCGGUGCCACUGAAGAGCAUCGCAUCCAAGCCCUGAUCCUGGACGACGGGGUAUACGACUUUGGAGCUGCGUUUCGAGCCAACCAGCCAUGGUUCGUGCAGAGGCUGGUCGAGAACAAAUACGACUUGAUAAGCAAUUUCAUUUUUGGAUGUGUGCAGUCUCUAUCCACUGGUCUGCGCUGGGGGCUGCGUAAUGGGCAGUGGACGUUUGGCAUCUCAUCUGCGGCGGAUUUGAUGCGUGCAGUCAACGAGUAUACUUUAGAAGGGAGAAGCCAACAGAUUACAGCCCCAUGUUUGAUUCUUGAUGCGGAAAAUGAUCAUUUCUUAAAAGGACAGCCCGACUUGUUGCGCGAGCACCUCUCCUGUGAACACGAAUUCGUCAGCUUGAGAAAGGAUGAGGGUGGUGACACGCAUUGCCAUCAGGGCACCUUCUUCAGGCUCCAUCAGGUUGUUUUUGACUUUCUAGAAAAGCGCUUGGGAGACGGAAAGGGAUAUGUUAGUUGAGCUGUUGGAUGUCAGCGUUCCACCUCAGGGCCUAGUUCUCUUGAUUGAUAAUAGAUUGUUCAAAUCAACCGCUUAGUACUCACCAAAAAAGCCUUUAUACAUGGGCUUGGUAAUGAAAAUAAUGGACAAUACUGGC